Molecule: messenger RNA, 2219 nt
Organism: Hyphopichia burtonii NRRL Y-1933
Lineage: Eukaryota; Fungi; Ascomycota; Pichiomycetes; Serinales; Debaryomycetaceae
Gene: PTC5
Product: type 2C protein phosphatase
Exons: 1
Coding region: 226-2046 (606 amino acids)
Biological process (GO): protein dephosphorylation
Molecular function (GO): cation binding; protein serine/threonine phosphatase activity
Source: RefSeq, a predicted model, not a curated record
AUUAAAUUUUAGAUAAAAGAGGAUUGGCUUUAUAUUUUAAAGAGCAUUGGCUUUAUCAUAAAACUUGGUGUAUGAUAAUUGACUUUAUUGCGUGAACCUGAAGAUCUUUACCUCAAUCAGUUAUCCUUGGUAGUCGUUUUAUUCGGGAAGACCAUUGGCUUAUCGCAAACCCAUCUCUUUACUUCCAUUGUUGAAUCUUAGUCUUUCAAAACAGGUACUUUCGUCAUGGUGUUUGUACUCGCUUUGAAACAUAAACUGUUGUAUAUUGCCAACAGACACCUACAACGGACAGGUCGAGCAUUGAUACUGUCAAAUGCUAGAAGAUUAAUCCGGUCCACUAGAUCGGUAUCCAAUUCUACCAAAAAUACGGUUAACGGUAUAAAUUCAAAGAAUUCAAACCAUGGUAAUAAUAGUGGUGCUGAUACUGAUAAUGAAAAUGCCUUUAGAAAAAUGGUGGGGAUUUCUCUUUUAUGCGGUGCCGGAUACGUGAUGUACUUGAGUCCUUUCCAAUCCAAUCAAUAUAAUUUGGAAACAAUUCCUCCGUUAGGAGCUCCCGGAGCUCCAGGUAGCCCAGCAGAUAAAUCCACUAACAAAUUACUUUCUUCAGUUAGAACAAAUUUAUCUGAUGAUAAAUACUACUCUUCCUCUACUUCUUCAAUGUAUCAAAAAAAUAGUAUUUCUCACCAACAACAUAAAGAAGGAAUCUUUUUAUUGAAUGAAGAACAAGUUAGUAAUAAGUUAAGACAGUUUGAAGAAAGUUACACGGUGAAUCGUGGUAAAGGGGUUACUCGUUAUGAUGUCUGUCAGCUUCCUUCCAAUUCUCCAAUUGAAGAUGAUCGUUCUGAAGAAAUUGUUCAAGUGCCCAUUUUACAAGAUAAUAACGUUAAAACUUCUACCGAUUGGAUGUUUUUCGGAGUCUUUGAUGGUCACGGGGGCUGGACAACUAGUAGUAAAUUGAGGGAUCAAUUGAUUACUUAUAUCGUUCACGAAUUAGGUAGUAUUUUCAAACCAGCUAAUGAUGAAAAUUUAAGAUAUGUUCCAAAUAGUGCCACCAUUGAUCAAGCGAUUAAAAAUGGGUUUUUAAAAUUAGAUCACGAAAUUGUCAAUAAGAAUUUGGAAAAAUUAUUAAAUGAUAAUAACAAAGCAAAAGCUGCGGAACUUUUAAUGCCGGCUUUAUCAGGAUCGUGUGCAUUGCUUUCCUUCUAUGAUACUAACUCGAAAUUAUUAAAAGUUGCUGUGACUGGUGAUUCAAGAGCCUUAUUAGGGUCUUUCAAAAACGGCCAAUGGACCGUUAGACAAUUGAGCAUUGAUCAAACUGGUUCUAAUCCAACUGAAGUUGCUCGUAUUAUUAGUGAACAUCCCGAUGAACCUAAUGUGGUGAGAAAUGGUAGAGUUUUGGGUACUUUAGAACCUACUCGUGCCUUUGGUGACUGUCGUUAUAAAUUACCUGCCUCAAUUCAAGAAAGAAUCUAUAGACAAUUUUUCGGUAGACGUUUGCCCAAUAAUUUAGAAUCUCCUCCUUAUGUCACUGCUGAACCGGUGAUUACUACUACUAAAGUCGAUCCAGAAAAUAAUGAUUUCUUAGUCAUGGCAUCGGAUGGAUUAUAUGAAAUGCUCUCUAAUGAGGAAAUUGUUGGAUUGGUUGUUAAAUGGAUGGAAAAGGAAAAAUUGGUAAAACCUCAAAAAUCUUUUUGGAAUUAUUUUGGAUCUACUGAAAAUAAAUUACCAGAAGUUUCAGAUGUAACUAAUGAUAAAACUUCUAAAGCUCCUUUUAGAAAAUCAAGAACUGGAGGCUCCUUUUUAUUGGAAGAUAAAAACGUUUCUACUCACUUGAUCAGAAAUGCUUUAUCUAAUGGCGGCUCAAAAGAGCAAACUUCAAUGCUAAUCUCCAUUCCUAACCCUGUUUCUAGACGUUAUAGAGAUGAUUUGACAGUUACUGUCGUUUUCUUUGGGAAUGAUCCCAGAGGUGAGAAUGAAAAUGGUAAAUUAGAAAUCAACCCCGAUGCUACCGCUGGUGGAGUUGAUGCUUCUAAACCAAGAUUGUGAUCUUCAUCGUACUUUAAUGCAUUUAAAUGAUACAAUUAUCAUUUUAAAAAAGUUAGAAAGAGAACAAAAGCAAUGUUUAUUUUCACCAUUUGCUCAACCUCUUUUCUUUAGCCAUUCAUUCUUUGUAUAUUAUUAAGCAAUAAGCUGUACAUAUCUUCAUUUUAGAAAAAAAC